AAUUUGUCAAAUCAAAUUGAAUCAUUUUGCGGCGAAACAUUUAACAAAACAUUUGAUUAUGAAAAUCGCCAGAAAUUUCUAAAAAAAUUUAAUAAACUGAUGACUGAAUUCAUUGAUAAUCAAUUGAUCAAUACUGACAACGAACCCAACAAUCAGCUCAGGGAUGUCGGCCAAUGGAUUAGUAGACUAAUUGAUUAUAAUUAUCAUCGGAAAAUAGAUAUCGGCGGCGGCUAUAUCUAUAUAUUUUACAAUUUGCUGGCCAAUGAUGAUGGUUGUGGUGGUGGACAACAAGCACCGGGUGAUUGUGGUGGACGACCACCACUACUACAAAACCAACUGUCCGAUGAUCAACAUAUAGCAUUGGGUUGGAUAAACCAGUUGAUGAUAAUUUAUUUUCUAUUAAUCGACGAUAUUGUCGAUCAAUCAACUAAAAGAUUUGGCAAAACUUGUUGGCAUUUAUUGCCUGAUGUAGGAAUGAUAGCCCUAAACGAUUCUACACUGAUAUUAUCACUAAUGUUUAAAAUGGCUAAACAUUACUUUAAGGGACACCAAAAUUAUAUGGAUAUUGUUGAAUGUCUUCAUGAGAUUAUCGAAAAAGUAGCAAUUGGUCAGUCAAUGGACUUGAUGAAUACAAAAGCGACAAACAAGCAUGCUCAAUUAGAUCAAUUUACUUAUAAUUGUUGGUCAACUAUUAACUAUUACAAGAUAGCCUGGUUUUCAGUAUUAGCAUCGUUUAGACUAGUAUUGGCAGCCAUUGGUGAAACUGAUCGCCAAAACAGACAAGUAUUGGAGGAAAUCAUACAAAAAUUUUCCCGAUUUAUCGGUUCGUUCAACGAUUAUUCGGAUAUCUAUAUCGAAACCAAUGGCACCGAUAUAGCCGAAGGCAAAUGCAGUUGGCUUUACGUACGGGCCCUUCAAUUGGCUACUAGUGAACAACGAUCGAUACUAUUAGACAAUUAUGGUUUAGGUUCAGACAAUCAGUUAGCCGUCGAUAGGAUUGAAAUGGUUUACAACGAGUUGAAUAUGAAACAAGAGUUUUGCGAUUAUAUCGAUAAACUAUUUACAAGUAUUGAAGAUAUUUGUCGAAAACAAUUGCAAACGUCUACUAAUGAUAGGAAAAUUGUCGCCCAAUUAGUCCUAAUUCAAUAUAACGAUUUACAACAAAGAUAUUUAAAAAAUUCUAAAUAG
Messenger RNA from Oppia nitens, 1188 nucleotides. RefSeq lists its product as uncharacterized. Gene Ontology annotation, molecular function: (2E,6E)-farnesyl diphosphate synthase activity; dimethylallyltranstransferase activity. The transcript is spliced from 5 exons. Gene Ontology annotation, cellular component: cytoplasm. The record is from RefSeq and is a predicted model, not a curated record. Gene Ontology annotation, biological process: trans, trans-farnesyl diphosphate biosynthetic process. NCBI's taxonomy places the organism in Eukaryota, Metazoa, Arthropoda, Arachnida, Sarcoptiformes, Oppiidae. Bases 100 to 1188 code for a protein of 362 amino acids.